Pocillopora meandrina is the source of this 2120-nucleotide messenger RNA. Lineage: Eukaryota; Metazoa; Cnidaria; Anthozoa; Scleractinia; Pocilloporidae. The record is from the annotation of a GenBank genome assembly.
AUGGCUGUUAAUGCUCUCCCCAAGCGUUACGUUUUGUCUGGAAUGAUUUUCAUUGGAUUCUUUGUUAUGUCUGGGUUGAGAGGAAAUUUGAACGUCGCUGUUGGUGCGAUGGUCAAUAAUCACACGGUUGUGGUGGAUGGAGAGAUAUUCUGCAGGGUAAAUGAAGAUAGUACCUUAGAGAAAACUCGUCCACGUAACACUUAACACUUAAAUCAAAUUGUGCCAGAUAAAAAUCCUUAUGAUAAAAACACCAAGAGAAGCUCAUAAUAUCGGAAAAAAUCAGGGUCAACCUCAAUACAGAUGCCCUUCGCUUGACAGGACGUUUUAAAAGCCACUGACAAAUGUCGGAAUACUUCGUGUUUGUUUUUUGAAAGUGACUUACCAAGAGACACUUCUAUUGCAAAACUUUUUACUUUUAAGAUUGCCAUGUAUCGUAGUUAUUCUUUUGGUUAAAACAUGUUUUCAUGACAUAACUAAUGGGUUUAACGUUGUAUUUCUAAAGAGAUCAAAUUCGUAAACAUAUAUUAUCCUCCAAAGAAAAGAAAUUCUAUAAGUAGCGCUUAAUUGGCAGUAACAUUUUAUCAAAAAACUGUCCCCAGCUUUAUGUGUUUAAAUUGUUACUCCAUGUUUUGAUUCAGAAUUGUUUGCUUAACUUAAUUAGCUGCGCUUUUUUCUGACGAGGUGUAAAUGGGCGCCAGGAAGUAAGCUGCCAUCAUCACGAUUUAAAGGAGCGUGGGCGGAGUUGGUAUGCCAGGCUUCCAAACAAAGGCAGUGGUGGUAGCGCCCAUUAGUGGUGAUAAUUUUUAGACCUAUCUCACCCAAUUGCAUGGCUGGUUAGGCAUGUGUGCUCCGAUAAAGCUGAAUUUUCUUUUUUGCAAAAGAAGACCCCUUUUUUUGAUGCUCUUUCAAACGUGUACCGAACUGACGUUUAGUCUGUCCGAUAUACUCGUUAUCACAGUCAUUGCACGGAAUAGUCUGUUCUACAGACGUUAGCAUUUAUAACCAGACAGUACAUAGACAAGAAGCUUAUCUUACAACCAAAGAGGUCCGUAAAGAGUUUCUAUGCUGCAUUGCUAAAACUAAAUCGUGGCGUCAAGAUCCUAGCGGGAAAUAUUCAUAUGAUCGCCGUCUGACUGGGAAACUAUUCACAGUUUUGCGUACAUUCGAUGGCUUUGUUGAUAACAUGUGCUAGAAUAUAACUGUGAAGAUAAAUACAUGGAAAUUCAUUAAAUGCUAAGACAUGUUGACUUGCAUACCAUGGAAGUUUCCGGAACAUUUUAUCAGGUCACGAAAUCAUGAUGUAAUACUACCAUAAUAGUUGUUGUAAGCCUGCAGAAUGUUUUAAAAUUCUUUGUAAAAGUAGUUAUUAGCUUUGUCGGGAGUGACUGAUCGUUUGGAAAGCUAUACCGGGGGAAAGCUUAAAAUUUAGAAAUAAAUCAACUAUUAUAGUAACCUUUCGUAAAACUGUUCGGGAACUGAACAAGGUUUAGAUAAAUCUUUAUAUAUGGGUAAUGUUUCUUUAAGUCACUCUUCCAAUUUUUUAAAAAAUUUUUUUUAUCCUUCAAUAAGAUGGUCUAAAUACGCCGUGUCUUGAAAUCGCGAAAAGGUGUGGAUUUUGGGAAACAAUUUUCCAGACUUGGCAAAACUAUAGAAAAUAAAGACGAAUCCUUACAAAGCAAACAAACAAACAAGCAAAAAAUUGGAACUGAGUGUGGUUAGACACUAACGGUGGCAAGUGCAAAACUUGAAUUUCACAUUAAUCAAUAAAUUGUGGGGGUAUUGCCGCCGUAGACAUCUUUUUUACAUAUUAUAAGCCAGUUGUAGCGUAUAUCAGAAAAAAACAAAUUAUAAGCCAUCAAUCAUUUGAUUACUUUCACAAGAACCAGUUCCACAGGAAAUCAAUCCAUUGUCAAGUUGUGAGGUAAUCGAAUAAAGAUUUGUAUCUAAUUCUUCGAAUGUGAAGAAUUUGAAAACGAUUCAUAAAGUAUAGCUUACACUAAUCACUCACAUAUCAAGAGAUUGUCGAGUGACAGACAUGCUCGUUUUUUAACAUAUCAGCAAAAGUAUGAACAUCGAUUUUUUUCACCUUUUAGUUUGAUGAGUUUUCAACUAAUGAUUAA